UUUCGAGUACUAGAAGAAAUCUCUAUUCGAAUACCUUGAAGCUACGCAUAGAACGAUUUGAAUUUGAAAUACCGGUUAUCUCGAUCUACGGUCGCGGAAUGGAGGAUUCCAACGGUCAGUUGCCUCGUCAGCAAAUACCAGCUGCGCUGUAGGAAACGAGACUAGAGUCAGAGUCGGACGGUUGAACAGCAUGGAAGACGAGUCGUGGCUCUGUUACGUUUGGUGGUCAAACGUUCUCAUCAUCAAGAUGAUGAUAUUCACGUGGUGCACUGGCAGGCUUCGAGUGAGCAGAAAGGUGAUCCACAGUGAAGCGGACCGAAUGUUCAUCAAAGAGCCGGGUGUCAUUCUUGAUCCAACGGGUGGCGGUCAUCCGGAUAUCGAUCGCAUAAGAGCAGCACAUCGCAGCGAUGUUGAGACCGUACUGCCAUUUCUUCUGAUGGGGUUAAUUUGGCUGGAAACUUCACCGUCGGUGGAUUUAGUGAAAUUGGUUAUUCGCAGCUUCUCGUUGGCGAGAAUUUUUCACGGUUUAUUUUACAUGGACGUCAUUCCCGUGCAUCAGCUUGUCAAAGUAUUCACUUCGCUCUUCAGCUACCUCGUUGCCGCUUACAUCGCACUCUCGUGUCUUGUGCACUAUGCUUAAGAUAAAUCGGGGCGAAAUUAUUGUGAACAGCAUAAAAACACAGGUUUAAAAUGUUGAAAAUAAACGGUAAGAAAUAUUACUCAUUCAUUUAUUAACAAAUGAUUAUAUUAUAUAAUCUGAGAUUGAAGUAUCAUGAGGAUUUUGUAAA
Molecule: messenger RNA, 788 nt
Organism: Neodiprion fabricii
Lineage: Eukaryota; Metazoa; Arthropoda; Insecta; Hymenoptera; Diprionidae
Product: microsomal glutathione S-transferase 1-like
Exons: 2
Coding region: 191-640 (149 amino acids)
Cellular component (GO): membrane
Source: RefSeq, a predicted model, not a curated record